Solanum verrucosum is the source of this 1288-nucleotide messenger RNA. RefSeq lists its product as uncharacterized. Gene Ontology annotation, cellular component: cytoplasm. The transcript is spliced from 12 exons. Lineage: Eukaryota; Viridiplantae; Streptophyta; Magnoliopsida; Solanales; Solanaceae. Bases 122 to 1201 code for a protein of 359 amino acids. The record is from RefSeq and is a predicted model, not a curated record. Gene Ontology annotation, molecular function: nucleotide binding; oxidoreductase activity. Gene Ontology annotation, biological process: NADPH regeneration.
UAAAAAAUUGACUAAAAUAAAAAUAAAUAAAUAAAUAAAAAUUAGAAGGAGUAGCAGGGGAUUAGCAGUGGUGAAAUUGAAGAAUAAGGUGUUCAGAUCAAUCAGUGUUUUAAGAUCUGCAAUGGCUCAGCCUCCUCAAAUAGCCAUUCUUGGAGCUGGCAUUUUUGUUAAAACUCAGUAUAUUCCAAGAUUAGCUGAGAUUUCUAAUCUCUUUAUUCUCAGAGCUAUUUGGAGUCGCACUGCGGAAUCUGCCAGAAGUGCUGUUGAAAUAGCACAGAAGCAUUUCCCAAAUGUGGAAUGUAAGUGGGGAGAUGCUGGACUCGAGGAGAUCAUUAAGGAUAGUUCCAUUACUGGUGUUGCUGUGGUUCUUGCUGGACAAACCAUGGUGGAUAUGUCACUGAGGUUGCUUAAGGCAGGAAAGCAUGUCCUUCAAGAGAAACCAGCUUCCGCAACUGUGGACGAGGCUGAAAAAGCAUUGACUCACUAUAAUUCUCUUAGCGCCACAUUGACUCAGCAACCAAUAUGGGCCGUUGCAGAAAAUUAUCGCUUUGAACCUGCCUUCAUUGAGGGCAAGAAGUUAAUUUCUGAAAUUGGAGAAAUGAUGAAUAUCCAAAUAAUUGUUGAAGGAGCAAUGAACAGCUCAAAUCCUUACUUUGCUAGCUCCUGGAGACGCCAGUUUGUUGGUGGUUUCAUUCUAGACAUGGGUGUACAUUUUGUAGCUGGACUUAGGAUGCUUGUUGGAUGUGAGAUUACAUCAUUGUCAUCCAUGAAUUCUCAUGUGGAUAAGACUUUGCCUCCUCCGGAUAACAUCUCGUCAAUGUUUCAACUGGAGAAUGGGUGUUCCGGAGUUUUUGUGAUGGUGGUAUCUUCGAAGUCACCAAAGGUAAUCUGGCGAGUUGUGGGUUUAAACGGAGUGCUGCAAGUUGACCGUGGUAACAAGGAUGGAAAGCAUGGCUACUCAGUUUCCCUACAUAUGGCUGAUGGUCAAAGCAAGAGCUUCUUUUAUCCGUUUAGCGGGGUCACUGAUGAACUGAAAACAUUUCUAUCAGAUGUAUCAACGGCUAACCUGAAGAAGGACCAUAGCUCACACAUCGAUCCUCGUCUCUCAUUUGCUGAAGGUGCUCGUGAUGUUGCUGUUUUGGACGCGAUGCUCGAAUCAGGAAAGAGACAAGGAGCUCUGGUUCAAGUAAAAAAGUUCUAAUUUUACGCAGGCCUUACGCUCCUUAAAUAUGUCAUGCACAUGAUUCUUGAUCUUCGUACCAUGAAGCAAAUACGCUACUGGAAAUAA